Molecule: messenger RNA, 219 nt
Organism: Babesia microti strain RI
Lineage: Eukaryota; Apicomplexa; Aconoidasida; Piroplasmida; Babesiidae
Exons: 1
Coding region: 1-219 (72 amino acids)
Source: RefSeq, a predicted model, not a curated record
AUGGUUUAUGAUUCAGAACAUAUAAAAGGGAAUCGAUCAAAAUUAACGAUAUUUCUAACAGUUUUACUAGUUCUAAUACUACUGACCGCGGCUGGAGCGGCAUUCUAUCUUUUUUCAGGACUUUUUGAUACAAGCGGCAUACUUGACUAUUUUCCAAACGUUAGAACAGAAAGUAAGAUCACACAGGCACUUAAACCACCUAAACCCAUCCAGAAAUAA